Molecule: messenger RNA, 645 nt
Organism: Fonsecaea multimorphosa CBS 102226
Lineage: Eukaryota; Fungi; Ascomycota; Eurotiomycetes; Chaetothyriales; Herpotrichiellaceae
Exons: 1
Coding region: 1-645 (214 amino acids)
Biological process (GO): tetrahydrobiopterin biosynthetic process
Molecular function (GO): 4-alpha-hydroxytetrahydrobiopterin dehydratase activity
Source: RefSeq, a predicted model, not a curated record
AUGUAUGCCUCAUUUCCGCGAAGGGACUUGUUUCUUUCCUCGAGUGAUCCAAUCACAAUCUCCGGGGACCGCCAGACCAUCACAUUCCGUCUAAACAACGGCGAGACAAUCACGCAGAAGAUUUCGGUGACUCCGAAGGCGAACCGUGACAAGCUUGCGAACGCCCUUGCGUCCCUACUUGCGACACCAGAAACCUCCGAACCGAGCAAUCACUUGUCAUUUGGCACGAUCCAAUGGCAACUCGAUGCCCUCGGCGAUGCUAUACAUCGACACACCGCGCAUCCUUCGGCCGGAGAAUGUGAGUACGUGGAAAAGUUGAUCAUGAACGUGGCCGAGAACAUGAACCAUCAUCCACACAUUACCCGCGGAGACAAAUAUAUGACUAUCACAUGUACAACCCACCGUCCUCGAGGUCUGAGCGUUCGAGACACCAGGCUGGCCCACGAGAUCAACGACGUUCUCGAUGCGUUCGACGUCACGGAGCCAAUGAGCGAGGAGGCUGCGCAAGAUCUGGAUGAAGUCGAGAAGCAGCUUGCCGCACACCGUGAACAGAUGAUUGCUCUCAACAGGCGAAAGAUCUCUGAAGCCUUAGAAAGCUGCUCCUGUGAUACAGCCAAACCAAAGUCUACAACUUCUCCGGAAUAG